UUCGAAUUAGAAUCCAGCAGUUUGUGCUCGACUUAGCAGAGCACCGUAGCGCGUUAGAAACCGACGGCCGACGAUUAAUGGCGGUACACCGAUCCAGUGACAAUUAAAUCACUUUAUGAGCUGCACAAUUUGUGUUUCGGCCCACACGGCUCGGCUUGGUCGAGACAAGACGCUCUCCGACCGUGUUUCACUGGAAUCGCGUUAUAUUUAGAAUUUCCGUUUCGGCCCUACAUGGACAAAAUGGGCUCAGUGCGUUUUCGUCUUUGAAUAGCGAUCGCUGCCGGGUUUAGUGACUCUUUUUUGGAAGUCGCAAGUGUACUCAUUGAUCUCCUUCCGUAUGUGCUUUAUUUGUUUCAGUUUUCCGUUUGUAAAUUCGAUAUGCGUGAACGGAACGCGAGUGACAUUAUCGAACGUUAUUGAAUAAACACGCGCGACAUUACGUGAUCAACCAUUACUGAUAGAAUUUUCCUUAACGUUGCGAACAAAGAGUAUAGUAAUAUUUUUAAAACAUUAAACACUUAUACGGACGCACCAGCCUGUUGAUCUAAACACGUGUCGCGUACGUUGCAUACGAGGAUGCGAGCGUUCGACGCGCGCGUGCAAUAAAAAUUGAAUGCAAAAAUGAUCAAAAGGAACGGUGAUAAUGUGUUUGCGAUCGCGUCGACCAACAAUCAGUGUCAAGGCGGCAGCAGAAACGCUGUCUCGCUCUGUCCCAGCGGCGCGGCGACGAGGAUACCGCGAGCCACUGCCGCCAGGAUGACGCCGCCCGACGCGCACCACAACUCCAAGGAGGCUAACAUCGCUCUCUCGAUUUACGUCGAAAAGUGGAAAAACAGAUAUGAAGAUGCAGAAAGAAAACAUAAAGCGUAUCUACUCAAAUCCGAAAAAGCAAAACGUGAGCACGAUGACCUCCAGCGUCGCUACAACAUCUUGCACGAAGAAAGAAACCACCUGGACUCGGAGUUACGAGAGAGAGAACGCGAGCUGAACAAGCUGAAGAAUGUCUCCGAAAAGCUAUUCAACGAGUACCAGCAGCUGAAGCAUCAGCACGAGGUCGACGCGGGUGUCAUGCAUAAAGUGAUGCAACAGGCGGGCGAGUGGUACAAGCAGAACAAGCAGCUCAAGCGGCGCAGCACCGUACUGAUGCAGGCCUUGCCCGUCCCGCCCGUCGACAUCGACCUCACCGACACCACCGACACCGCGUCAGACACGAGCAGCAACGAGGAAGUGGAGUUCCUGAAGCAGACCGUCACGGAGCUGAGCAGGCAGAUCGCGUCGCUGCAGACAGACCUCAACACCGCCAAGCUACAAGAGUUUGAGGCUCACGAAGCCAACGUGGCUCUGUCGCAGGAAGUAGAAACAGAGAAAGAAAAGCGUCUGGCGCAAGAGAAGGAGCUGCAGGACUUGAGGGUUCAGUUGGAGAGACACAAUCGCGUGUCGAAGCUGCUGAUGGACGAGGUGUCCGCCUUGAAGGAGAAUGCGGAUAAGGACAGAGAAAUGGCUGAAACGUACCGGUCGGAAGCCCGCGCGGCGAAGAAGCGCGCGGUGGUGUUGGCGCACCAGAGCGCGCUGCUGACGGGCGAGCUGCCGCCGGACGAGCGGCUGGCGCGGCUGCUGCAGGAGCUGGACAGCUUGCGGGACGCGCUGGACGACCAGGCCACGCGCCACCGCGACCAGCUGCACGAGCUGCAGCUGAAACUAGCAGAGAAACAUGAGGAGACUGAUAUCCUGCUGUGGGAGGAGAAGAUCCGCUUAGCGGAGGAGGACGCGGAGAAGGCGACGCGGCGCGCGGAGCUGGCCGAGCGGCGCCUGGCGGAGGCCGAGCGGCGCCCCGACCUCGCCGCGCGGACACCGCGCGACGCCGAGACCAAGCUGGCGGAGGCGGAACGGAAGCUGUCGGAGCUGGAGCGCAGGGGAGGGCGGCGCUCGACCCUCAUGUCGCGGAUCAACUACUUCGAGAACGCGGGCGGAGACAGGAGGGACGUGCAGAGGGAAACAAGAGAACUUCAAGAAGUCAAAGAAGUGGCCGAAGUUGUAGAGAUGAGACAAGAAGUCGCAGAAGUCACCGAGCCCUCAGGUCCGGCAGUAUCUGCGUGUCCCCCCUCGCCGCCCGCUGUUCCGGAAGUGGCUGAACGUGCCCCCUCGCCGGUCGCGCCCCCCGCUCCCCCCGCCCCGCCGACACAGCUCCCCCCGCCGCCGCCUCCUCCCCCUCCCCCUCCGCCGCCCCCGGCAGUGUUCAACGCCGGGCCGACUGAAGACAUGGCCAAAAUGUUGUCAAACAAACAGGGAACUCUGAAGAGAAGCAAGCAGAACAAUGGUGGCGCAAUCGACGCUAUAGUGGACCAAAUAAAAGGAGGGAAAUUCCAAUUAAAGUCGACUGACCAGAACUUCCUCGAGCGAAAACCCAAAGACGACCAGCCAGAAGCUGUCAAGGAAAUGCUGGCCAUCCUCGGAACGCUGAGGAAGAGACGCAACGUGAACCGGCCCUGCUUCGUGGCCGGCGCGGAGAAGCACGGCGACGACAGCCUCACGUAAUGACAGCUGUCAGAUUUGACACACGUCAAUAUAUAGAGCAUAAAUAUUUAGUGGAAAGCAAUGGAACAAAACGGAUGGAUAUGUUGCCAUAUCUGAACUAUAGUUUGUUUAAAACGUAUAUAAUUACGAUAUUUGAUAUUGUUAACGUUUCUUCUGUAAAAUUGAGAGACCGCCACUCAGAUAACUUCUGGCUCUCGGUGACAGAUGCUAAACUUCAUAUUGUGCCAAUCUCGCCAAGGAGGGAUUUUGAAACUCAAAUCAUUAAGAGGACUUUUGGCGGGAACGCGAGAAGUGAAGUUGUGUGAUUUAUUUUAUUGUGUCUAAUUUAGUGUUUCUUCAGGAUUAAAUGCGUAAUAAUGGUGGUUUAU
Messenger RNA from Bombyx mandarina (wild silkworm), 2903 nucleotides. RefSeq lists its product as uncharacterized. Gene Ontology annotation, biological process: neuron projection morphogenesis; positive regulation of neuron migration. NCBI's taxonomy places the organism in Eukaryota, Metazoa, Arthropoda, Insecta, Lepidoptera, Bombycidae. The record is from RefSeq and is a predicted model, not a curated record. Gene Ontology annotation, cellular component: cell leading edge; axonal growth cone; cytoplasm.